UUUCUUUCCUUCUUGUAUUUCAACGAGAAAAGGUGGGCAUUUUGCGUUUGUUCUCGAUUUGGUUAAGUUCUAGCGUUCUCUCAGCGUCCCAAGCGCUCCGCAAGUGUAGAGGUAUAAUGCCUGCACCACGUGUUGCCGUCUAUUUGGCUGCCGGCCCGCUAAACCUCGGAGACGUGAGAUGGCAACCUCUUCGCACCUCAAUUGGUUGAUCAUUCGCAACAACAACGCCUUCUUGUUGAAGAAGCGCGAUGUGAAGAAGCCCUUCAGCACAGAGCCAAACAACUUGGCCAGCGUGAGCUCGUACCGCUACAGCGGCAUCGUGCACAAGAAGACCCUGGGAGUCGUGCCAGCUGCCGACAAGAAGGGCUUCACCGCCGUGCUGAAGAAGGGCAAGUAUGCCCAGCGCCCCGCCAAGAACACCGUGCGUGUUGACUUCAAGGCCGGUCCCCGCCGUUCCCUGAAGAAGCUGAAGAACCUGCUUAUCGGCUCCAAGUACCGCAAGGACCUGACACAGGCUGCCCUCCGCCGCGCUUCCGCUGUCCUGCGCUCCCAGAAGCCCGCCCCCGUCAAGGGAAAGAAGGCCGAGUUUGCUAAGGGAAAGAAGCCCGAAUAAACUGUACCAGAUUGGGGCUAUGCGGAGCUGUUUUCUACUCGAGAAUAAAGAAAAAAUAUUAAAAACACCGUAAUAUUAAUACAGUUCUGUGGUUAUUUGUCGAUAAUGGGUAGCGACCAAGUACUGCAUACUUUGGGGCGGUAGUUAUGAAAUUUUCUAUAACCAUGAAUGAGCUUACCAUAUAUAUUGUUGCUUAUUAAACGACAAACUAUAUUAUUGUUGAUACAAAAGGUAUCUUUAGAUCAAUCAAUCUUUGUUUGCCUAAAUGAUUCUC
Messenger RNA from Drosophila melanogaster (fruit fly), 887 nucleotides. RefSeq names its product ribosomal protein L28 (gene RpL28). The transcript has 4 exons. Gene Ontology annotation, biological process: translation. Gene Ontology annotation, cellular component: ribosome. The record is from RefSeq and is marked reviewed. Bases 179 to 613 code for a protein of 144 amino acids. Lineage: Eukaryota; Metazoa; Arthropoda; Insecta; Diptera; Drosophilidae. Gene Ontology annotation, molecular function: structural constituent of ribosome.